CAGCACGUUUCUUGGCGCGUAGAAACUCGCGGUGACAAAAUUUCCCACGGUCGAGAUCGAGCGAGCGAGAGAUAGACAACGAAGCCUCGUGACGAACAGGGUCCUCAACCUCGCAAAGCAUCUCAUCUUGUCGGUUAUCACCUUACGAUCUUUCGUCUUCCGUUUUCAUCUCCCCUCUCUCCCCCCUUUUGGCAACCCCUCCGCCACCGAAGAAACUAAAAAAAAAACCAGACAGCCUUCCCCCACCAGCCCAUUCCAAAAUGGAGGAUUCGGCAGCAUCACCCUCGACGCCGCGUCAAUAUGCCAACUUUCGUUCCGCGGCGUCGAUGAACUGGCGCGUCAAGGACGAUUCACCUCGCGUCGAACCGCAACAGUCACGAAACAGCCGGACCAACACGCCUCGUCAACAGAAUGGUGGUGCCGCUGAAGACAACAACAGCAACAACGCCGCCAACCCCGGCACGAGGCUGUACGUGGGGAAUUUGCUCUACACGGCCCAAAGGACCGACAUCGAGUCCCUGUUUGCCGAGCGUGGCUUCACCGUCGUCGGCGUGAGCAUCUCGACCGACCCGUUCACGGGACGGAACCCGAGCUACUGCUUUGUCGACCUGGACUCUCCCGAGGAAGCUCAACGCGCCAUCGCCGAGCUCAACGGUGUCGAUGUCCUUGGACGCGUGUUGAAAGUGAGUCCCGGAGUGGCCAAGCGUGGAUCGGCACAGGGUGGUCAGAACGGUUCCGGCCUCGGCGGAGGUGCCGGUAGAGAAGUCCGUACGAAGACUUAUGAUCGUGGAUAUGCAAGAGAUGUCAGAGAAGAAAGAAGCGGCGAUUACAAACCAUCGUUCGACCGGGGGUCCCGCACCGACGCCAGUUCACACUGGCAGGCACCCCAGAACGAAGGAAGGAGGUUGUACGUCGGGGGACUGCCUCGCAUCGAGCCCCAGUCGGCGCUCGACGAGGAGAUCCAGGUGCUUUUCUCCACGACCGACGUGACCCCGUCGGCCGUGUCCAAGUUGAUCUCGCCUCACCCCAGCAAGGCCACCGAACCGGGAAACCAUUACUACUGCUUCGUCGACGUGCCGAGGGUCGAGGACGUCGAUGUCGUGAUCGACCAACUCGCCGGCAAGGAAGGUAGCUGGGGUGGUCCUCUACGCGUUAGUCGCGCGAGGGGAGGAGAGAGAAAAGUCACCCGGGAGCAAGGGGUGACCGGCAGCAACAGUGGUACCACCGGAGAGAGAAGGUCGGCUGGACCGGGCACGUGGAGACGAAGGGAUGAUCAAGAACAGCCUCCAACGCAGGGGCCCGAGGAGUAAGCAGGUGCAUAUUUUGUGCGCCUUACAUCUUAUGGUGGCCAAUCUGCAAUUGCACAGCACAUUGAGCAAUGAGAAUUGGGUAUGAUCUCUUUUUCUUGUCAGGGUUGUCAUCGCACACGCACAGCAGACACCACGACAUAAAGAGAAGUGAUUCGAGAUGAAUCUUUUAGUAUUGGGUUUGUUCUUGGACAGGCAGCGGGCUGUGCUCUAAAGCAAAAGAAAGAUGUCGAGAAGUUUAAUGUCAAUGUCGAGUACCAAAUCGCACCGAAUUGCAAGAGCUCGUUUGAACAUACCAAGUGCCAUACAUCAAAUCAAUCAUUCAAGAUCUGGCGCUGGCCAAAAUAUG
Exophiala oligosperma is the source of this 1656-nucleotide messenger RNA. RefSeq lists its product as uncharacterized. The coding region runs from base 261 to 1310 and encodes 349 amino acids. The transcript is spliced from 2 exons. The record is from RefSeq and is a predicted model, not a curated record. Lineage: Eukaryota; Fungi; Ascomycota; Eurotiomycetes; Chaetothyriales; Herpotrichiellaceae. Gene Ontology annotation, molecular function: RNA binding.